Molecule: messenger RNA, 5833 nt
Organism: Lytechinus pictus (painted urchin)
Lineage: Eukaryota; Metazoa; Echinodermata; Echinoidea; Temnopleuroida; Toxopneustidae
Exons: 5
Coding region: 229-948 (239 amino acids)
Source: RefSeq, a predicted model, not a curated record
AUUCCCGACUCGAAAACCAGAUCGAGACAAUAAACUAAUAGCUUGAGAAGUUACUGAACUGGGUAGCUGUCAUCAUUCUGUGCAAUAUAGUUUCAUUACCUAACAAUAGAGCGUGACAAACGAGUAUAUUUCAGAAAUUGGCUGAACUAGCUUCAUUUUUGUGCAAAAUUAUUAUUCGAGGUUUUAAUAUAGUUAAUCAAAGAAGUGAAAUUUCGUGCAAUAUAAAGAAUGGCUUCACGUCAGAAUGAAAGAAUUGCAUUCUCCAGCCAGGAUCAUAGUGGGAAGGCAAGGAUCCAUCACAUUACUUUCAUGCUCCGUGACUUGCUCGUCGUGGUGGUCGUCGUCGUGAUGGCGUUUACGUCAUCUCCUGUUGAAUCCGCAUCACUAAGGCGAAGAGUUCGAUCAAUUGACGAAUCCACGGGAAGCGAGAUUGUCAAUUUUAUAAAAAGUGCUUUGAACUUAUUACACGGCAGUAAUGGUCGUCUCCGUGAAGAUUUCUACAAUGCACGCUUUCCCAACAACAGCACUGUACCUGAGGUGAAUAUGUCUUGGCCAACUCCUAUAGAUAUUGCUCGUAUCGACGCUAGUAAUGCUGCAGAGGCGAAAAAAAACCUUCCCCAUUUUCAUAGAAGUAUUAGCUUAUUUGAGGCAUUGCUUCAUGAGAUGCAACAAAUCGAAAUGGAAGAGAAAAAAAGAAUGGACAACGCACAAUUCAUAGCUUUCAAUAAUAGGUUUAACGAAGUCAAUGAUGUCAUGUCCAACCUCAGACUGGCUUUAAAAAACAGUAUGGAUGACCUCGGUUUGACCGCUCUAGAUUAUCAUCCUACGAAUCAACCGUUUAUAAAUAAAACUCACAUCGAAUACUCACCUGUCAUGUUACAUGUUCUGGACAAGAUUGGAACAGAACUUCAAAAUUUAGAUAGAAUAAUCAAAAUAAUACGCAAGUAGUCUCUAUAAGCGCUCAAGCAGUAAUGUAAUAUCAUUACAUUGGCACAUAGAUCUGAGUUGAACAGCUCAAAUCUUGCAGUUCUUGAAAUUUCUUUCAUUUUCAAAGAUUUUUCCACUUUUUUUAUUCUCCGGUCGGUAAUGAUCCCUAUAUGUUUAUGUAUGGUGAUAUUCACCACUCUAUUAAUAAUCUAUCAGAAUCUGAGUUUGAAUCUAUAGAACUGAUUGUUUUAACCACUGACAUAAAUAUAUUACUGACAUAAAUAUAUUAACAACUUGUUUGCGCUAUAUAAAUGCAUAUUAUUAUUACUAUUAAUAAAUACAUUUCAUAGAUUAAAUACUGGGUGUUCUGAGGAAAGAAUUGAAUUUAUGUACAUAAAAAUGCAUGUACAUCAAUUUUUUUCCAUCAUUGCUAAAUUAUUUUAAACGCAUGUUUUUUCUUCAUGAAAUUAUGAAGUCUAUAUUCAAACAUUAAUAAUCAAAUUCGAUUAUUUGUCAUGUUAUAAAUAUUUGAAACAAUAUCCAACAAGGUUGAUAACACCUCUCACAAAAAUAUUGAGGUUACCUAAUUUUGUACAAUCUUUUAGAACUAAUUACAUUCAAAUGGGUGAUAUGCAUCGGAAUAAUAAGUUACAUUUGAUAUAAAACACAUGGCUGAUGAUGAUAAUGGAAUAAAAUUCAAAGAUAAUGAGUGGAAUUAUGAUAGCGUGUUAAACAUGGCUGGAUUCACUUUGACAUGCCCAUUGUCACUUAUUCAAUUUAAUGAACUAUGGAAUGCCCUUCGUCACUAAUUCAAUGAAUUCUUUAUGGAAUGCCCAUUUUCAUUUGAUUUAAACAUAUCAUUUCUGCUGUCCUCUUCUUUAUAAUUAGUUGAACCUGCCGUGUUAAAACCGCAAAAUCAUUAUUUUCAGUUAGUUCAAUGUUUUUAAUCUAAUAAUUGCGAUCAAGCCAUUUUUAAUGCUAUCUAAGAGAAAAACAGACAAAACAAUAUAAGUGAAUCAGUCUUGUUGGAUUUUGUUGACAUGUUUUCCAUUGUGUGGAUAUUUAACAGUAACUUUUAUAACAGUACUGCAGCUUUUACUCUAUAUGUAUUCUUUAUUUUGUAUUAAUUCAAAUACUUGUGGUAUACGCUCUAUUUAUUUGAGUUCUGUAUAAAUUGUAAACUUCUGUAGAGCUACGUAACUGUGGAAAAAAUCAGUACAAAUUACUUUGUUUCGGGAUGUCAAUGUAUUUCACUUGGAAGCAUAUUUAUGUUAUGAGAUCAAACAGUAUUUUACUAUUUUAUUUAUCAAAUUAUUUAUUGAAAUCUAAGAACCACCUUGAUAUAUGAAUGUAUAUAACAUAGUAUACUAUUUAAAAUUUUGUGUGAAUAACUGUCUCUAUCUCCUAUCAGAAUUGGCAAUUAAAUGAUUUAAUGCGAACAAUCAAUUAUAUAUAUAUUUAUGAAAGUCAUUUAAUAUCAAUCAUUUUUUUUGUUCACUUCAUGCAUUUUGAUUCAUAUCAGAGGCGGUGCUGUUUUGAUAAGAUUACCUGGAAGUAAUGUCAUCUUUUAUCUCAAUUGAAUAAUUAUUAGAGUUACAUAGCCUUCAUCACGAAUUUCCAUUCUCUUCUUUCCUCCCUUUCCUGCCUUCCCCCCUUUUAUUCGAAAAAUGGUAGGGGCAGCAGUCCCUCAUCCCCACAGAGCCGAAAAAUGUAUAAAUUUCCUUUAAUUCAAUGUGGACCAACAUAUUUUAUUAUCAAGUAAUCAUUGUAUCAAUGAGUUAUUGACUUUUUAAUAUGUAGUUGAUUCCAAUUUAUUAAGAGGAUAUUUCUUUUCAUAAUGAUUUUCACCCUAACAAUUCAGAAAUUUGAAGUACACAAAAUCAAUUUGAUAAAUGUAUGUAUUACUUUGAUCAAUGCAAUUUACACAAUCCAAUUAGUUGCUCUCAUACAUGUUAUUCAUCAUUCAUCAUGCGACUUAUGUAUCUCUAAAUAAUGUGAAUAACACAUUUUUUUCCAUAUAUAUUUAAGUUUUAAUUAAAUAAAUCAUCAGGCAUCAUAAUAUUUAUUAUUUAUAGAGCGCAUUACUGAUGACAUGAAAGACAUAUAUAUAGUGCCAAAGAUUAUGUUAUAUUAUGAUAUACUAGAAUAAUAUUUGGUUGAAAUAUUUGUCUUACAAGAAUCUAUAAAUACAUUCAUAUUUUGAAUGUUCUUAAAUAUAUAUAAUUUUUGAAAAUUGACAAUUUAUAGAGGUGUUUUACCGGGGAACGUUACGCAAUAUAUAUGCCUACUGCACGCAAUCAAGACACACUGCCUAAUACUAUGUAUCAAUAAUAGCCAGGAUUGCGUAAAACACUGAAUCGGCCGUAAGUCAGAAAAACAAUACAUCAUGAAGUAUGCAAUACACCAUAAAUGAUUGUCAGUAGGGAUAUUCAUGAAUGAAUUUGAGAGAAUUUGAUAUCUACCUUCAUGAAUUCCCAUUUAUCACCCUCUGAACAAGUCAUAAGCGUCUCAUUAUUGUAAUUACGAAUCAAACAUGGUCAAAAUACCUUGGUACAGGAACUUAAAUGUAUGAUUUGUCAUCUUUUAUACUCUUCAUAAAUCCUCUAGUUCAGUUUCUUUAAUGUGAGAUUAUCACUGUACAUCUAUUUGCCUCAUAACCUGACUUAAAGAAUAUUUAAUUUAUACAGUAUCAUUAUUGUAUUUGUCUUCCUCUUCAAGGACACGUAACAACAGAAUAAUUUAUCAGUCGUACCUCAACGACCUAUGAAACUAGAAUCAGUAAUGACUGCUGUUAUGUUUAACAUUAACAAAAAUAUUUGAUAAGCUUUCUUGCAUUGAGUUCCGUUUUGAUAUAAUUGAGUUUGAAUGUUUUAAUAUUGUAGGAUUAUGAUUUAUUUCAGCAAUAUAUCAAUGGAAUUGAUUCAAUGUUUUGAUUGUAUGCUUUUCUUUUCAAUCUGAUAUGAAAAGAAAAUUAGUGUCAAUUCUGGGUGAGAGGAGAUUACAUUUUGUUAUAUUACAUUGGAAUAUAUUGCAUACAUUUACAAGUAUAUCAUGUUUACAUCAUAUUGGAAGGUUCGGAAUGUGAUACAAAAAUGUGCCUCAAGUUAUUGUCAAUAUUGUACGAAUCAAAGAUGAGUGCGAUAUUGACUCGAAGGAGUAUAUGUAAUAACAUCUUACAUCAUUGUAAUUAUACCUUGAAUAUUUAUACAACUUUUAAUAAGAUUUUUAAGAUUCUAUUGUUGUUUUAUAUAUGCAUGCUGGGAUUGAAAUUCUAUUAAGAGAAGGGAAAAUUUAUCAAACUUAUUUGCUGCCUCGCCUGAUGUAUGUACAAGCUGAUUCAAAUUUAUAUAUUUAUUUAUUGCAGAAAUAUUGCUUUGCCAUCUAUAUGACUACAUACAUGUAUUGAAUUUUACAAUAAAUGCUUGGUUUUCAUGGGAAUAAUGAAGUUUAAUUUGUUGAUAUUUGAUUUGUGUGUGUUAUUUAUUCAUUUACCUGUAAUUUUUCUGAAUGUAUUUUCUCCCUGUACAUAUGUCAUUAAAGGCCGGGGGAAGUUUGCAGUGAAUUAAAGUUGGUUUUGAUAAAAUCAAUAUAAAAAUGGAAGAAAAUUUCAUUGAAGGUUUGGUGAAAGUUCAAUAAAAAAGGAUAAAUCAUAAUUUUUUCUUUUAUGUGACAUCAUAUGAGAGGGGCUCCCAAAUAUGUUACAUAAGUAAUUGCCAUAAAUUGACUUUUUUUUUUUCAUGCUGAUUGAAUUUAUCUUUACCUGUUAAGAAGCAUGCCCCGAAUAUGAGUCUGAUUAUGCUAAUUUUUUUCAAUCAAUAAUAAAAAUAUCAUUGCAAUGAUUAAUUUCUGGAGUACAUCAUCCACCUACUCCAUCAUAUUUUCUUUAUUAGUAAAUAUCAGAAAUGUCAAGACCUAUAACACAAGACUAUACUGAAAUUAAAAUUUCUUAAUAGAAUUUCAAAUUUAAUUUAACCUCUUAAUACUCCUGUACAUGUAUAAACAAUACUUUAUAUCACACUGCAUCCAUAGUACAAUAGAGCAAUACAACUAACCCCAAUUACAUUUAUCUCAGAUUCAAUGCUCAUUUUUGCAACUGAGAAUCUGAUUUACAGGCUUAAAGGGGAAUCCUACCCAAAUAAGAACUUGUUUUUAGAGGAAAAGGAAAAAUCAGACAAGUUGAUUGAAGGUACUUUGAGCGAUAUCAGACAAAGAAUAAGAAAGCUAUGAAGUUUAAAAGUUGUAAAUAUUGGUUAUCACUUUACCCAUGGAGACUUCGAAUUUGCCAUAUACAUGUGAUGUCAUAGUGAUAGUGAUGUAAGGCAAGGAAGACUCUGCCAUGUACUCCAACAUAUAAAAUGGCUAAAAUUUCAUUUUUCUUUCAAAAGUUUUACUUCAAAUUAUAUUUUUCUUUCAUGAGGAUAUAAAACAAUAUACUACCUGGGUUGUAUUUAGAUUACUGCUCCAGGGAAAUAGGUACUUACGAGAAAACCACCAAUCCAUGAAAAUUACAUGUAAGUACAUGGCCUAUGGUAAAGAUGUCCUUGCCCCUUGUCAUAAUUUACUACCCAGUUGCCAAUUUGAAAUCUACAUAGUCUUAUAGGUAUCUCAAUUUUAAAGCAGCCAUAACUUUAUUGCUAAUCCUAUUUCUUUCAAACUUUCCCCAUCCUGAUUUACUUAUUUUUUAUCCUUUCCAACACAACAUUUUAUGACCAUGGGUGGAUUCCUCUUAACUGAGCAAGAAAUUUGCUGACAAACCGAAUCUCUAGACUCUACCAUUAUAGAUUUGUAUCAAUUGGAUAUCCACAGUCAAAUAACAACUUUAGACUGACUUGAAUAAAACCAGUGUUCAUAAUACUAGGGUUAGAGUUUAGAUGUGUAAAUAGUAAGCCUGUGUGAGUGUUUUGAA